CGACUUGUCUUCGUCGUUCUUCGCUCGCCAUUAUUGAUGAACUUUCGAAUUAAAUACUAGCAAAGAGAUUGCCGUUUUGUUUUCUCUUCGCCGGAAGAACCGUGAAAGAGACUCUUCAGUCGACGCGUGGUGGAUAUGAUACGCUAGAUGUGGUUGCAUUAUUGAGAUAAAUUUGUACUUACCUUGCUGUGCUUAUGGUCGGUUUUGAGAAUUCGUCGAUGAUGGCGGUUUCUGGAACUACGGUUGAGGCUACUGAAUGUGAUUCCGCUGGAAAUCCUACUGAACCGCCAUUGGAGAUGCUACCGUCGAAGAAAAAGCGAAAUCUUCCUGGAAAUCCUGAUCCAGAUGCUGAGGUGAUCGCACUAUCACCGAAGAGUCUGGUAGCCAUGAACCGCUUCGUUUGCGAGAUUUGCAACAAAGGAUUUCAACGAGAUCAGAAUCUUCAGCUUCAUCGGCGCGGUCAUAAUCUUCCUUGGAAGCUAAAGCAACGAACCGGAAAGGAAAUCCGGAAACGUGUUUAUGUUUGUCCAGAGAAAACAUGCGUCCAUCACGAUCCGUUGAGAGCUCUCGGCGAUCUCACUGGUAUCAAAAAGCACUUCUCGAGGAAACAUGGCGAGAAGAAGUGGAAGUGUGAACGCUGCACUAAGAAGUACGCUGUCCAGUCUGAUUGGAAAGCACAUAUGAAGAUAUGUGGUUCCAAAGAGUACCGAUGUGAUUGCGGAUCCUUGUUUUCUAGGAGGGAUACCUUCAUCACUCAUAGAGCUUUUUGCGAUGCAUUAGCACAUGAGAGCACAAUAACUCAAUCUCAAACCCUUGCUCUUAGUAGUUCAGAUCAACAAUCACCUCCUACAAUAAUGGAGGAGGUUGUUCUCCCUACGACGUUUAGUCCGCCACCGCCGCCGCUUACUCCGUCCACCGAUGUACUCUCUCCGGCCAUUUCCUUCCAAACGCCAGAACUGCCGGAAAAUGCGAUGGUAGCGAAAGUAUCUGGAGCAACGACGUUGACAUGCUUGGCCACAACGAGGGCAACAACUACAGCUUCCACCGCUACCACCACCGUAAGCGGUGGCUCCACCUCUAAUAGCACUAGUGUAUUUCCUAGUAUUUAUACGUCGUCGGUUACUAUAGAACCAAUGUCUCUUUCUUUAUCCUCAUCGCUGUACCUGUCCAACACCGCCAACCCAUCUUUAUUUCCUCCGCCGGAUCAUAACCUCCUCCACAAACUUCACCACCGAUAUCUACCAGCUUCGCAACCAGCGCUCUCCGCCACCGCUUUGCUCCAGAAAGCAGCUCAAAUGGGCGCAAAAUCAUCAAACACCUCAUUCCUCCAUGCACUCGGAUUGGCGUCGCCGUCGUCCUCCAGCAGUAAUCACCGUCAAGAUACCAACAAUGGAGAAUGGAGCAAUGUUCAUAUAAAGCAAGAGAGAGAUGAUAACUCCAGGCUUGGACUUGGGAUUCCCUUCGCCACCGCCGCCACCACCACCACCACCACCAGUCUGACGGACUUAAUGAUGGGACCGCCGGCACCCACCACGCUAGAUUUUCUUGGGCUUGGGAUGGGUAGCGGAAGUGGUGGUUCCCCGGGUGGGUUCUCGGCGUACUUAGCUUCAACCGGAAGUGGGCUUUAUUCAGGCGCCGGAGCAGCAUCCGCCGUCCCUUUGUUCAGGGGAAUGAACUCCGGUAUAAACAAAAUUUGGGAUGAUUCCGAUGAUAGGAAGCCGGAUCGUCUUUAGCUCUCUCCCUUUUUUUUCUUUCUUUUUUGAAUCUAUAGGAUUCCAAGUAAUUUAGUUUGUACUUUGUAAUAUUGUAUGUAUGCUACUACAUUUGUUUCGUAAUUUUGGAUUUCCAACUUUAG
Messenger RNA from Cynara cardunculus var. scolymus (artichoke), 1855 nucleotides. Its product is annotated as protein indeterminate-domain 2-like. The transcript is spliced from 4 exons. Gene Ontology annotation, molecular function: DNA-binding transcription factor activity. Gene Ontology annotation, cellular component: nucleus. Bases 195 to 1733 code for a protein of 512 amino acids. The record is from RefSeq and is a predicted model, not a curated record. NCBI's taxonomy places the organism in Eukaryota, Viridiplantae, Streptophyta, Magnoliopsida, Asterales, Asteraceae.